Molecule: messenger RNA, 1636 nt
Organism: Punica granatum (pomegranate)
Lineage: Eukaryota; Viridiplantae; Streptophyta; Magnoliopsida; Myrtales; Lythraceae
Source: RefSeq, a predicted model, not a curated record
UUCCGGAACGCGUUUACUACCUCCUCCUAUGCUCCCCCCCCUCCCUCUCUCUCUCUCUCUCUCUCUCUCUCUGCUCGGAGUUCAUCUUCCUCAUCUCUGCAAUCCGCCAUUGACGCUCACAAGCAGAGGUUUUUCCAUAGCUCGCAAGCUCCGUUCCACCUUCCGGGAAUUAUCCCUCUCCAUGAGACGCUGCCCGGAGCAGAUCCGUCUGAUUUGACUGGGCCGGGGUGGGGGGGCUGAGAGGAGCUAGAUCGAGUGCUUCCGGCGGCAUCCCCACUCGAUCUGUGGGACAAUGAAGUCUCCUAGCAGGCUGUUCACGAUCGGGCUCGUCACGUCCUGGUACUCAUCCAACAUCGGCGUCCUGCUCCUCAACAAGUACCUGCUCAGCAAUUAUGGCUUCAAGUACCCGAUCUUCCUCACCAUGUGCCACAUGACCGCCUGUUCCCUCCUCAGCUACGUCGCCAUAGCUUGGAUGAAGAUGGUACCUAUGCAGACCAUCCGAUCUCGCCUACAGUUCCUCAAGAUCGCCACCCUGAGCCUUGUCUUCUGUGUCUCCGUCGUUUUUGGCAACAUUUCCCUCCGCUUCCUCCCCGUCUCAUUCAACCAGGCCGUCGGGGCAACAACCCCCUUCUUCACUGCCGUCUUCGCCUACUUGAUGACGCUCAAGCGGGAGGCUUGGUUGACUUACAUUACCCUGAUUCCCGUCGUUACUGGAGUUAUCAUUGCCAGUGGGGGUGAACCGAGUUUCCAUCUCUUUGGCUUCAUUAUUUGUGUUGCUGCUACUGCUGCAAGGGCACUAAAAUCUGUUCUUCAGGGGAUCUUGCUUUCUUCUGAAGGGGAGAAGCUAAAUUCUAUGAAUUUGCUUUUAUACAUGGCACCGAUUGCUGUCGUAUUCCUUCUUCCCGCGACACUUCUUAUGGAGGAAAAUGUGGUCGGCAUCACACUAGCUCUUGCAAGAGAAGAUUUCAAAAUCAUUUGGUAUCUCCUUUUCAAUUCAGCAUUGGCAUACCUGGUGAACUUGACCAACUUUCUGGUUACAAAACAUACCAGUGCUCUCACUCUUCAGGUACUCGGAAAUGCGAAGGGUGCAGUUGCAGUAGUGGUCUCGAUCCUCAUUUUCAAGAACCCGGUAUCCGUCACUGGCAUGCUUGGUUAUGCCUUAACUGUCUUUGGAGUUAUCCUCUAUAGCGAAGCAAAGAAACGGAGCAAGUGCUAAACUCGUUACUCCUUGCCAAAGAGUCUCAGAGUUCCCAUAUUCGUUAGUUUCGCCGAACAGACACUUGAUAGAUAGAUGUUGGGCUGCAUCUUGGGAAGUACGGUCACACGGUUCAUCUUGGCAUUCACAAAUUAUCUUCCCUUGGAGGAAGUCCGGAGGUGGUUUCCACUGUAUCAGAAAUGAAAAGGCAAGAUUUUAGUUGGAAGGUAGAAAACCGAAUAAGUGAGUUAUAUUUUGUUGUCGUUCUCUGUUAGAGUUCCUUUGUUGAAUCCUUGAGGUAUACUAUCAUUUUGUUCUCUAUAUAUUCUUUUGUGGAGAAGGGUUGUAGAAUUGGACUAUCAUCACAAAAACGAUCUGUUAUUGACAGUCCCCAUACCAAUCAUUUAAUUAGUGAAACGAAGCUUAAUUUCUUUCCGCCUU